CAAGAAUGAAGCUCAAUAAGGAAUCUUAAGAAUUUGCUGAUCUGGUUCUUAAAUACUAUUCACCAAAGAUAUUGUUGAAACAAAAAAAAUAAAAAGAAGAAUAAUAAUAAUAAAAUUAAGAAGAGAUAAGCCAAUCAUUUGACAAAGUAGACUCCAAGACGAAGUAUUCCAUAGACUACUAAAAAUUUUAAAAUUACAUAGAAAAUAGCGACAAAACUAAACCAAAAACAGCAGAAGAAAUAGAAAUAGAAAAAAUUAUUUAAUCUAAUCCUUAUCUUUCUUAAAUUGCUUGCACACAUGAUAGAAGAAAAGAAAGGGAGAUUUAUGAAAAAACUAACAAAGAAAAAUUUGAAAAUAUUGAAUACUUUAAAUAAGAAGGUAAUGCAGCCUUUAAAAGUAAAGAAUAUGACAAAGCAGCCUAUUUUUAUUAAAAAGUAAUAUAAUUUUGUAUAUUAGUUAGGCACUAGUAUAUUUUGAUUAUACAUUUCCAGAAGGUGAUUAGGAAGAAUCGAAAUACAAUUUACUCUUAGAACAAUGUAAUAAUAAUAUGGCCUAGUGUAAAUUACUCUAAGGUUGUUUAGAUGAAGCCUGGAAUUAUUCUCACUAAGCUUUAAAAGUAAACCCAAAGAGUGAAAAGGCGAUAUUUAGACAAGCCAAGAUUUCAUAUCAAAAAGAUGAUUUUGAAUAGUGUGAAACUUUGAUCAAAAAAUUAAAUUAAGAUUUAGAGGAAACAAAAGAAUUAAAAUUGAAUUUGUAAAAUAGAAUAAAGUAGUACAAUUAAAGAAAUGAACAAGUAUAUAAGAAAAUGCUUUCAGAAUGA
Paramecium octaurelia is the source of this 820-nucleotide messenger RNA. The record is from the annotation of a GenBank genome assembly. NCBI's taxonomy places the organism in Eukaryota, Ciliophora, Oligohymenophorea, Peniculida, Parameciidae.